Trypanosoma brucei brucei TREU927 is the source of this 1239-nucleotide messenger RNA. RefSeq lists its product as hypothetical. Lineage: Eukaryota; Euglenozoa; Kinetoplastea; Trypanosomatida; Trypanosomatidae. Gene Ontology annotation, biological process: phospholipid biosynthetic process. The transcript has a single exon. The coding region runs from base 1 to 1239 and encodes 412 amino acids. Gene Ontology annotation, molecular function: phosphotransferase activity, for other substituted phosphate groups. The record is from RefSeq and is a predicted model, not a curated record. Gene Ontology annotation, cellular component: membrane.
AUGGGAGUAGUAGACUUACUCACUUCUACGCGGUGCGAGGACCUGUCGUCGCCGGUGGUGCCACAACUGUCGUACCUCUUCGAGUAUGUAUUGAGUCCGGUAUACAAAUAUGCGGCAUCGCUUUACCCAACAACAUGGACCCCAAACAAAGUGACGCUAACCGGUAUUUUUGCAACAGUCGUUUCAUCAUUGUUACUGCUUACAGCUAUGCCACUGAACACAUUUUUUGAACCCCCGUUCGCGACGUUUGUUCCCGGCUCGUAUUUUCUGAUCAAAAGCCCUAAGUGGAUGGAUGCCCCGGGUCCUUCACCGCUUUACCCAUCAAUGCUGCAGCCAUACUUUAACUCUGUGUUUACACCCACAUCCAUGCUGCUACUCUGUGGGUUUCUCAACCUUAUUUACUGUGUUGCUGAUAAUACUGACGGCUGCCUUGCUCGUCGCUUGAAGAAAACCAGCAACAUUGGUGAAUAUCUAGACCACGGGUUAGAUUGUGUUACUUCGUUGAUGUCGACCUGCGUUUCAAUGUCUGUACUUGGAUUCUCGUUCUCCAAUGUUGCAGUCACGACUGCCCUUGUGGCCCUGCCCACGAUUCUUUCGCACACGCUCCACUAUGAGAAAAAUAUCUUCAUAUGGGGCAAUCGGUUUGUGUCUGUUGACGAGGCAAUGUUGUUUUUCUUUCUUACGAGUUGGAUAUCACUUAUGUUCCCUAAUGUUGGAAAAGCAACAUUCUCACCUGCCCUCCUGAAUGCGGUACUCCCUGAGUCGUGGGCACGGCAACUGAUUCCUCUACGGUGUAUCGACGCAGGGCUUGUCGUAUGUUGGAUCUCGCAGUGCUUUGUCCUCGUGAAUAUUGGUGCGAAAAGCAAAAGCAUGUUUCUUCGUCUUCCAACGAUCAUGUUGGUUCUCAACUUGGCUCUGCUACUUGCCAUCAUACCGUGCCACGCUGUCCACAUAGAAAAGGGUGGGUAUGGGACCUAUACCUUGGGGCCCUUCUCGUACGUUGCUUUGUGGAUCAUUACCAUGGCAUGCACGUGUAGUUCCAUUGUUCACAUUCCCAUUUACGCACAUUGCGCAAAACUGCCGCAAACCGAUCCGCUGCCACUUGCAGGUGUUAUUUUGGUCUGUCUGAUAUUCGUUAGCUGCCCGCCAACUGCAGCGGUGCUAGCUGUUGUAUGCCACGUUGGGCAAAUAUGGUGGAAUGUGCGAAAUCUUGAGGGCUCCGUAAGGAAAGUGGAGUGA